CCCUGGAGGAGAUGAGAAGGCACGGCAUUGAAGAGCAGUUGUGGGAAUCUAGCCGAGUCGAAUUAUCUAGCAAGAUAGAGGCCCUCAAUGGAGGGGGGAGUAAUGGCGCGACGGAUUCCACUGGGGGGACCGCGGGUCCUUCAUGAUGUGCGCACGAGAGGAAUGGGAUGCUUUGGUUCUCGUGACAGUCAGGGAAGGGCCCGUAUUCGAUCAUCGCCGUCAUCAUCGUCGUCAAGGCUGACUGGGCAGCACCGGCGGAGCUGGAGUGGCUUGGGAAUAGUGCUGCGCAGUUGUCAGAGCGGCUCGGCCAGAUUGGCAGAUGCCUUUGGCCGGGACGCAGAAGAAAUAACAGGGGUUGUAACAGGGGUAGGAAGGGCAACAAGCACCCCUGGAAAGGGUGAGCAAGGAGCACAUAUACGUAAUGGUAGGGGAAGGAGAGUGAGGCGGGGGGUUUCGUGCAGCUGGUCUGCGGGAUCGCCCAGAGAGCCGGGCAGUCCCUCUGGCCAGGACGACAGCUCGCAAGGAGUAAGAGUAGAAGUAGGUAGAGCGAGCGUGCCAGAACAUGUUGAGCGAAGACAUACCAGAUGUAUGGCUGGAGCGCGAGGCAGGUGCUUGUGCACGUGCUCUUGGAUCGAGAAAUGCGUGAAUAGUUUUUGCGGACGUCCGAGGCCUGAAUCUACUCCCGGUGAUGAAUUGGCAGAACCCUCUCUUGCCCGUCCCACGCAGGGAGUCCCUGCAUCUGUCAGUUCGGGAAACUGACGAUGAAAUGUCUUUCACCCUGACGUCCCUUCCUCUCUGGCACCUUCACUUCUGACGUGUUUUUUCUCUGGCGAAUAAGUGCCCACUGAACCUCCAACCACGCCGGUCAGUUGUUGGCUAGUAGGUUUCCGUCUGAAGCUCUGCUUCGGCCAGGAGUCUCUUGUGUGGUGCGCCAAGCAGCGAGCGAUGUCUCUGCAUGGUUUGCAUAGGUGGGUGGUACUAGUCUGGUAGCUUGUGGUCGGUCAAUAUUCGGCUGACUGCUGGGAGUCAAUAGUGGACUGAGAUAUGGUGGCAAACAUGACUGAAAGACUAUCAGUCUCAUCAGCCUCAGAGGCAACGCAUACAGGUUCCAUGCAGGAACCAAUGAAUGUGGUAUCGGCGGCAUAUAUGGUUGGUAGUAGGAGGUAGGUAGGUCCCCGAUUCGGAGGAGGCCGCAGGUUGCCGGCCAAGGGCUGCCCCGGAGGGUUGGCCGUGGGAGGCGAGUAGGUAUGUAGCCAAGGAGUGGAUGCAUGGCACUGGCAGGAGGCGAUAGCAUCCAGGGGCAAAACAAAGGUAGGUAGGUGUGCAGCCGAAGGGAGGGGUGUCGCGGUUGGAAGGAGGCCGCAGGUUGCAGGCCAAGGGCCACUGUGGCAGAGGGUUGGCAGUGGGAGGCAUGGCACUGGCAGGAGGCGAUGACAUCCAGGGGCAAGACUAACGUAGGUAGGUGUGCAGCCGAAUGGAGGGGUGUCGGGAUUGGGAGGAGGCCGCAGGUUGCAGGCCAAGGGCUGUGGCAGAGGGUUGGAAGUGGGAGGCAGGUACGUACGUAGCCAAGGAGGGGGUGCAUGGCACCGGGAGGAGGCGAUGGCAUCCAGGGGCCAAAACGCACAAGCAAAGUUUUCAAAGCAGGUUCGAAAGAAAUGUCAGCCAUUCAUCUGCCAGUGGACUGGUAGCACCAUAGAUGGCAGCGGACUCCACAAAGCUUAUCAACUGGGUUGCAGCUACCCCUGUGGUGCCCGUCACAGCAACACGAGCAUAAGGUGGACGGUGAGACGGUGGCAGAUAUAGGGCCCUCCAGGCACAUUUCUGUGGCGAAAAGAGCAGUUCGGAUGGGUGUUUAUAAGAAAAGACAUCCACGUGAAAUGCCCAGAUGUUACGAAGCAGCGCUUGUGCUGGAUGAGUCAAGGCUAACUGUCGGCGGCUUCCACACUCCAAACGUCGGUAGAAAUUGCAGCGGGCACCACGGCAGACAUCGCACCAGGCGUGCAGGUGUUCUUUGCUAACGGUUUUACUCACACUAUCACGUAUACAGGACCACGGCACUAUGGGAAAUUCCCGCAAGUUGUGAGGUAGCAUCGGCCUAGCUCAGUCGGUACACCUACGAACUACUGCUGAAAUACAGACCUGGGUUCGAAUCUGAAUGGAAUCAGACGAGCGAAAAUAAAGCAUUUAUCUGGGAUUCGUCAAGGCCAUCGGUUUUUCAGCUUGCACACUUGUGUCGUCAGUGGACAUCACAGAAGGUACUGCAGCAGACAUCAUGGCAGACAUGCAUGUGCGUGCUCACGCGUAUGCUCACGCUGCCAGUAAAUAAACGAUGCGAAGCUGU
This is a messenger RNA of Chara braunii, 2341 nucleotides long. The record is from the annotation of a GenBank genome assembly. NCBI's taxonomy places the organism in Eukaryota, Viridiplantae, Streptophyta, Charophyceae, Charales, Characeae.